Molecule: messenger RNA, 904 nt
Organism: Eurytemora carolleeae
Lineage: Eukaryota; Metazoa; Arthropoda; Copepoda; Calanoida; Temoridae
Product: vicilin-like seed storage protein At2g18540
Exons: 3
Source: RefSeq, a predicted model, not a curated record
UUCAGUUUACUAGGAUACAUCGAGGUCUGGAAAUAUGCAAUUAUUUGCAUAACAACCUUGAACUCGGAACUGUCAUUGAGAUCUGUUAAAUUCUAAACAAUCAUUUUAUAUGAAAAUGGAUAAAAAUGCGGGAGUUCUCUCCACGCUUGAUAGUUACAAGGACUAUGCAGCCGAAUAUGAGAAGAGGAAGAACAUGGAGAAACCCAGUUCUCCGUCCUACUCCGACCAGAUUAAACAAACUGUAAACUCGAUGAAACAGAGAAAGAUCGAAGAUGAAAUCGCAGAAACCCUGAGAAAAAUAAAUGAGAGGGAAAAGGAGAACGUAAAAAGGUUUGAAGAGGAGAGGAAACAGAAAGAAGAGAAGAUGAGAAAAGAAGCGGAGAUAAAGAAUAAGAUUCAAGAGGAACUGAAUAAGAUUCUUGAACUAGAAGCUAAGCAUGCUCAGCAGAUACGGGAACAGGAGAGGAUUAGAGAGAUCGCUAGACUCAAGGAGCAAGAAGAAGAAGAAAGAAGAGUUGAAGAGGAAGAGAAGAAGAUAACAAGGAGGCAGCAGCAAGAGGAGAUCAAGAAAGUAAUGCAGGAAACAAUUGAGAUGAAGAGAAAGAAACUCAAAGAAGAGAAAGCUAAACAAUUAGAAGAAGAACUGAAAGAGAAGAAGAUAAAGGAGCAGAGACAACGGCAGGAAGAUCAGGAAAAAGAAAGAUUGAGAGCUGUAGAACUUGAGAAAGCCAGAUUGUGGAAAGAGGAAACAGAGAGACAAAGACGAAAAGAAGAGAAGGAAAGAAUUCUUAAGUUUGAAGAAGCAAAGAGAAUUUCUAGCGCAUUGAUGGAAAGAAAAAAAUUGGAAGAAGAAGAACAGAAAAAAUUGAAAUCUGAAAUUGACGAAGGAAAAAUAAAAGAGGUU